AUGGAAUAAAUUCCUUAAUAACCCAAGAAUGAAAAUAGCGAAGAAGUUUUAAAAGAUGGUGUUGAGUGGGUGAGAACUAAUCAUUGUAAAAUAACCACAUAUUUUGAUGCAAAUGUCACGAUUUUUGAAAAUCAUGGUAGAAAAUAUUAGUUAGAUAUGAAAAAAGAUUUUAUAAAAGACAAUUAGGCAAUUUAAAGUAUUUUCGACUAAUUGGGUGAGUUAGUUGAUAUUCUAGAUAAAAAGGAUUAAAAUAUUGAUGAAAAAUUUGCAAGCAUAAUUAAAUAUAACAAUUUUUCAUCUUUAGAAUAUCUUUUUAUGAAGGUUCUUGAUGAUUUAGAAAAAAAAGAAAAAAAUAUUUCGCAUUAAGAAGAUGAAUAAUGUUGUAUCUGCUAAUGCGAUUUAUAUGAUGACGUAUAUAAAAUGACUUAAAGCGAUUUUAAAAAUUAAAUUUAAAAUAAUUCUGACGAGGAUGCUAUCUAGCUUUAAGACUGUGAUGGACAUUUUUUCCAUUUCGGAUGUAUAAAACACAUGCUUAAAGACUCUUAUAUUAAAUGUCCUGUCUGCUCCAAAAUAUAUGGUAUUAUGAAAGGUGAUUAACCAGAUGGAAAGAUGACUACUUAUAUUGAUAAAAAUUAUAAAUGCGCUGGUUUUAACUGCUCAACAAUAGUAAUUGAUUAUUAGAUAUACGGCAGUGUAAGAAACGGGAGACAAAUACCUGGAACUCAUAGAACUGCUUAUCUACCUGAUAAUCAAGAAGGAAGAGAAGUGUUAAAGCUAUUAUAAAUAGCAUUUGAUAGAAAACUUAUUUUCACUGUAGGAAGGAGUGUUACUACUGGAUAAGAUAAUGUAGUUGUAUGGAAUGGUGUUCACCAUAAAACUAGCCCUACAGGAGGUGCAGCUUAUUUUGGAUACCCAGACCCAACUUAUUUCAACAGAGUUAAAUAAGAACUUGCUUUAAAAGGUGUUAGAUGA
This is a messenger RNA of Tetrahymena thermophila SB210, 972 nucleotides long. RefSeq names its product BAL-associated protein. The transcript has 3 exons. The record is from RefSeq and is a predicted model, not a curated record. Gene Ontology annotation, biological process: protein ubiquitination; Notch signaling pathway. Gene Ontology annotation, molecular function: ubiquitin protein ligase activity. Lineage: Eukaryota; Ciliophora; Oligohymenophorea; Hymenostomatida; Tetrahymenidae. Gene Ontology annotation, cellular component: nucleoplasm.